Molecule: messenger RNA, 617 nt
Organism: Sitodiplosis mosellana (orange wheat blossom midge)
Lineage: Eukaryota; Metazoa; Arthropoda; Insecta; Diptera; Cecidomyiidae
Product: ankyrin repeat domain-containing protein 29-like
Exons: 6
Coding region: 10-588 (192 amino acids)
Molecular function (GO): protein binding
Source: RefSeq, a predicted model, not a curated record
GAAAAAGACAUGUAUGGAGAGACAGCUCUGCAUAGAGCUGCUUUUGCUGGCAAAGUGAAGGAAGCUGAAAACCUCAUCGCUGAAGGAGCCGACCUCAAUAUUGGAAAUAAUUUUAAUGAGACAGCUCUGCAUUAUGCUGCUAAGAAAGGUCACAAGAGUGUCGCCGAACUUCUCAUCCGCAAAGGAGCCAAUCUUGAUAGUGAAACUAGAACGAAAGAGACACCUCUUCAUUGUGCUGCUUCCCAUGGUCACGGAGGUGUCGCUGAUGUGCUUCUCAAGAAUGGAGCUAACGCUAAUAUUGGAAAUAAUUUGAAUACCACAGCUCUUCAUUUAGCUGCUGACUAUGGUCACAAAAAUGUCGCCGAGGUUCUCCUUAACAAAGGCGCCAGUGUGGAUAUCAUGAAUCAUUUUGAUAAUACACCUCUUCAUUUGGCAGCUAAGAAUGGUCACGGAGGUGUCGCUGAUGUGCUUCUCAAGAAUGGAGCUAAUGCUGAUAUUGGAGAUGAUUCGAAUAGCACAGCUCUUCAUUUAGCUGCAUUCAGUGGUAAUGUUGAAUGUUUAUUCUUAUUAAAGAAACGAUUGAUUUGAUCUCUUUCAUUGAUCCGUAUUAUUUUAGG